This is a messenger RNA of Spodoptera exigua (beet armyworm), 888 nucleotides long. NCBI's taxonomy places the organism in Eukaryota, Metazoa, Arthropoda, Insecta, Lepidoptera, Noctuidae. The record is from the annotation of a GenBank genome assembly.
GGGUGACGCAUACUCCCGUAAAAGAAUCGGAAUCGAAAUACCAAUUUCAUCUCUUUACGCGUAAUUCGUGAAUAAUCUUUUGCAAUACAUUGUUUAUUUAGCAUUUAAUAGUAUAAUUGGUGGUCCAAAAUGAGUUUUCUGGGGAAGUUAUUCGGUGGAAAGAAGGAAGAAAAGGGUCCGACGACACAUGAAGCUAUUCAGAAAUUACGUGAGACGGAGGAGUUAUUGUUGAAAAAACAGGAGUUUCUAGAAAAGAAAAUCGAUAUAGAAAUACAGACUGCUAGGAAAAACGGCACAAAGAAUAAGCGAGCGGCCAUCGCGGCUCUUAAGCGCAAGAAGCGUUAUGAGAAGCAGUUGACACAGAUCGAUGGCACUCUCACGCAAAUUGAGGCACAGCGCGAGGCUCUAGAGGGCGCUAACACCAACGCUCAAGUAUUGAACACUAUGAGGGAUGCUGCUAACGCCAUGAAAUUGGCUCAUAAGGAUAUCGAUGUAGACAAGGUGCACGAUAUUAUGGAUGACAUCGCGGAACAGCACGACAUCUCGCGGGAGAUCACGGACGCGAUCAGCAACAACGUCGCCUUCCCCAACGACAUCGACGAGGACGAGCUCGAGAAGGAACUCGAGGAGUUGGAACAGGAGGAUCUGGACAAAGAGAUGCUGGGCAUCAACGUGCCCACGGACACGCUGCCCGACGUGCCCACAUCGGAACUUGUCCACGACAAGCCGAAGCCCAGCAGGUCCAAGCAGACCGAGGACGAAGACGAACUUGCAAAAUUGGCUUCAUGGGCCACAUAAUCUCCCGACCUCAACGAGUUGUAAGUUUGUGAUAUAUUAUAGGUACUGUAUAGCUGUCCGCUUUGUUUCGCACUCUUUGUGGGGAUAGUG